GUGAGGAGUUGGCAGGCCCAGCACCAACUCGAGGCGGGGACGCCACGCCUCACACGGCGACGGCCGCACCACCAUCCCCCAUCCGUUCCCCUCCACGCCGCCGCGCCGCCGCCGCUGCCGCCUCCCAUGGCGGACUUCGGCGACGAGCUCUUCCUCGACGUCGGCGACGACGGGUUCGGCGACCUCUCCUACGUCACGUUCUCCCAGUCCAUCGAGGAGGAUCUCGCCUGCCCACGCAACCUCCUCUCCCCGGGCUUCGACCUGGGAACCCUAACCCCCACCCCGGGCUCCCCCUUCUCCUUCGACUCCGACCCCGACCUCCGCGGCCUCUCCCCCUCGCGGCCCCGCUCCCCGCCCUUCUGGGACUGCCUCGAGGACGAGCUCGCCGACCACGGCUUCGAGUGGGAGGAGAUCGCCGACGCUGCCCCCGGCGUCGGCGGCAGGGCUGCAGCUGUUGGUGAUGGUGGUGGAGGGGGAGGGCGAGGACUAGAAGUCGAUGUCGACGCGGACGUCUUCGGGUUCCUCGACGAGCGGGAGUUGCUGGGCGCGAUGGAGGGGAUCGACAGCGGGGACGACGACUCGAUCUUCUCCCACGAGCCGCCAUUCGACUUCGGCGACGGCGACGCGGAGCUCGACGGCAUCUUCCGGAGCGGCGUCGGGUGGGAGCUGCUCCCGGUGCCGCUGGACGAGGACGACUUCGAGGUGCUGCCGGGGCACCUCGCGGACGCGGCGGCGGGCGGGGCCCCGCCGGCGGCGCGCGCGGCGGUGGAGCGGCUCCAGGUGGUGGCCGUCCGGGGGGAGGAGGCCGCGCAGGGGUGCGCCGUGUGCAAGGACGGGCUCGCGCAGGGGGAGCUCGCCACUCGGCUGCCCUGCGGGCAUUUCUACCACGGGGUGUGCAUUGGGCCAUGGCUUGCCAUACGGAACUCGUGCCCAGUGUGCCGGUACGAGCUGCCCACUGACGACCCUGAGUACGAGCGGCGAAGGGCGAGGCGCCGUUCCACUGGUGGCUCGACGGCGCAGUUGGGUGCCCCGAUGCAAAUUUGAACUAGGGCGACUUGGUGGUGCAACUGGAUCUUGCUAGCAGUUCGAUUGCUUAAAACUGCAUAUAGAUUAUAUACACGGACUCUUCCCAAGCCAGAACUUAUCUAGAUCAAUUUCUUUGGAUCAAAUACUAUUUCACAAAUAGG
Molecule: messenger RNA, 1187 nt
Organism: Panicum hallii
Lineage: Eukaryota; Viridiplantae; Streptophyta; Magnoliopsida; Poales; Poaceae
Exons: 3
Coding region: 127-1044 (305 amino acids)
Biological process (GO): protein ubiquitination
Cellular component (GO): cytoplasm
Molecular function (GO): ubiquitin protein ligase activity
Source: RefSeq, a predicted model, not a curated record